GAAGGGGGCUCUAAUAAAGGGAGCACCUUCCUCCGUGGCUGCUCCUCCCUCCGGCUGGGCUUUGCUGGCUGGUGGAUGCUUUAAGUAAGCCACCUGGGGAGGCGGCUUGUGCCAGGAGCCAUCCAGGGAGGCGGGGAUGGUGAUGUCAGGGGCACAAAUACUCUGAGUUCGUCUCCAAUCCAGGAUCUCAUGUCCUCCAGGAUCCUAGAAUGGAGCAGGAAGAGGAUCUGAUUACCCAAAGUUCAAGGGAUCCACCUGAGGCUCCUAGAGGACACAUAGCAAGUGGUGGGCCUGGGAUGAGGGAUCUUGCGGGCGCGCCGGCCCCUUACAAGUGCUCCGUUUGCCGAAAGAGGUUCAACAAGACAUCCAACCUGGUUCAGCAUGAGAAGAUCCACACGGGCGAGAAGCCCUACAGAUGCUCGCAGUGCGGGAAAAGGUUUACCCGGAGCAACAACCUGGCUGAGCACGAGAGGAUCCACACGGGAGAGAAGCCUUACAAAUGUCCCGAGUGCGGGAAGACCUUCAACCGCAGCUCCAUUCUGCUCAGGCACCGGAGGAUCCAUACGGGAGACAAGCCCUACAAGUGCCCCCGGUGCGGGAAGAGUUUUGACGAGAGCGCCAGGCUCCGGGUGCACCAAAGGACUCACCUGACAGAGGUGGCCUACCUCAUCGACAGCAACGGGGAGGCCACAGCCAUCGACACGAGCGGCGUGGCCCACAGCUGCUCCGACUGCGGCAAGACGUUCAGCCUCUACUCCAACCUAGCAAAGCACCAAAGGAUUCACACGGGCGAGAAGCCGUAUCGGUGCGCCCAGUGCGGGGUCAACUUCAGCGAGGCCUCCAACCUGAUCCGCCACCAGAGGUAUCACGCACGGGACAAGCCGUUCCAAUGCCCCAUGUGCCAGAAGAGCUUCGGACAGAGUUCGCACCUCAUCCAGCACCAGCGUAUCCACACGGGCGAGCGGCCCCACAAAUGCCCCGACUGUGGGAAGAGCUUCAUCGAGAACUCGACCCUGAAGAAGCACCAGCGGAUCCACACCGGGGAGAAGCCCCACCGGUGCGUGGAGUGCGGCAAGAGCUUCAGCCUCAGCUCACACCUGGUGACGCACCAGAGGAGCCACACCGGGGAGCGGCCUUACAAAUGCGAGGAUUGCGGGAAGGGCUUCACCGACACGUCCUCCCUCAUCAUCCACCGGCGGAGCCACACCGGGGAGAAGCCCUACAAGUGCGACGUGUGCGGCAAGGCCUUUGUGCUGAGCUCCGUCUACCUGAACCACCACCGGACUCACACCGGGGAGAAGCCUUUUGGCUGCCCCGACUGCGGCCGCGCCUUCCGCCAGUGGUCGCAGCUGGUCAUUCACCGGAGACUCCACACGGGGGAGCGGCCCUACAAAUGCCCCUAUUGCAACAAGGGGUUCUGCGACAGCUCCACCCUGACGAAGCACAAAAGGACCCACACAGGAGAGAAGCCAAACAAGUGUGCCGAGUGCGGGGUGAGCUUCGGCUCGAAGGUGCAGUUGGUGGAGCAUCAGGCGCUGCACGGGGGAGAGGCAUCUGCUCUGGCUAUCCUGUAGCCCACAGCUGGCCAUUGAGAACCUUGCCUUUUAUAUUUGAGAUCCAGAUGCCAUUGGACUCUUCUUCCUAUCAUCCCCUGUAGCCGUGGCCAGUGGUGAGGGAUGAUGGGAGUUGUAGUCCAUCAACAUCUGGAUGGGCCAUUCUUGCCUUUAUUUUUGAGAUGUGUAUGGGAUAGCUCUGCAGGCUGUUUGCUCACCUCUGUAUGUCCGCAUUCAUUCUUGACCCUUUGCCUUCCAGCGCCGGUGAGCAUGGCAACCUUCGCCCCGUCGCUUAGUGUGAGGUGCGUUGGUUGCUGGGCAUGCAAAUAGGUAUGAGAUGAAGGUGGACAUCGGAGUGAUGGCUGGUAAUGUCGCACAGGCAUUGAUGCCUGACAGAAGCAGGGGAAAGCAGAGGUGUUCCCCUCAUUGGUUCCCGCAGAUGGAGACAUAGGUGGGGGCUCCUUUCACAAAACCUCACUCUUUACUUUCAGAUGAUGCUUGCAUGUGCACCAGGAAAACAGUGGACAGACUCACAAAGUAUGGAACAUUGAGAGAUGCACACUUGAGAUUAAAAAAAAAAGCAGUAGAAAACCUGUCCUCUGUUCUUUCUCUGUGUAGGAUUUUGAGAGUAUAAGAAUAGAGAUUUCUCUGUUCUUGGUAAGGGUUCUCUAUUCUGUGGUAAGGGUUAACAAUUACCAUAGCUGCUAU
Molecule: messenger RNA, 2261 nt
Organism: Zootoca vivipara (common lizard)
Lineage: Eukaryota; Metazoa; Chordata; Lepidosauria; Squamata; Lacertidae
Biological process (GO): regulation of transcription by RNA polymerase II
Molecular function (GO): RNA polymerase II cis-regulatory region sequence-specific DNA binding; DNA-binding transcription factor activity, RNA polymerase II-specific
Source: RefSeq, a predicted model, not a curated record